AUGUCUAAUGCGAAGCCUAUUGAUUUAUUGGAUGAACCCAUGGACAAAGACAAAUUUGUCAAUCGAAUCGUAACUGAAGAAAUAGGUAUUCAAUCAAUGACCGAGGCAGUGACACUGAUACUGAGAAGAAAAGUAUCAGUGAAACGAGUGAAAAAAAAACGAGAUGACUGCAUAAACGACUGUAGAAAUGAUGAAGAAAUUAUAGAGAGCAGUGAAAUAAAAUCAUUUUCAACUGAAUUUGAGUAUGUGUUGGUGCAAACUAAAGCUCUUAUGACUUUUUUUACAUUUUGUGCUAUCUCAACACGUACUAUAAAGCCUGUAAUAAACAAGUUUUGGUUAGAGCAUAAAAACUGUCUCUACCAAGAGGUAAAUACUGAAGAGGAGCUGUGUAUAUCUGGUGACGGACAGUAUGAUUCUCCUGGAUUUUCCGCAAAAUAUGUGACAUAUUCUUUAAUGAAUGUGAAAACAGAAAAUAUAUUAAAUUUUGAAAUAUUGCAAAGGGGUAUGGUUGAAGGUGAUUUUGAAAAGGCUGCUUGUGAGAAAGCUGUAGCUGAAAUAACCGAUAAAUUGAGAAUGAAUGAAAAUGGGAAGAAAAAAGCUGUACCGGCCAAUACUGGAGUACCGGCCAAUACUGGAGUACCGGCCAAUACUGGAGAAGGAAGUUCAGGAAAUAAAAUGGGUUCGCUUCGGUUCUACCGAUCUACCGAUUAUCAAAUACUGCAAACAGAAAUUAUGGAUAAAAUGUUUUUAAAUGAUUUAAAACAUCCAAAAAAUUACUGUCACACGAGCAGCUUGGGAAGCUACCAUAAUAUUCGUCUAAAGUAUGUACCCAAAACAGUUAAUUUUUCUUACAAUGGUAUGUACACGUUCAAUUCUUGCCAUACUGGAUCAUAA
Messenger RNA from Ceutorhynchus assimilis (cabbage seed weevil), 894 nucleotides. The record is from the annotation of a GenBank genome assembly. NCBI's taxonomy places the organism in Eukaryota, Metazoa, Arthropoda, Insecta, Coleoptera, Curculionidae.